UUGUGAAGAAAUUAUGUGCCUUUCCUUGGAUUAAUGCCUAAAGUGUAAAACUUGCUCGUGUGGCGUUUGUGCGUUCUUCUUCAGAAAGAACUGAUCGAAAGUUGGUGUGUAAGUGCCUCGGAAUAGUGUGUCCCGUUCAGCGCCGACGCUUCCGAAUGACGAGAGAUCAAGCAGAAUAAAUUUGAAAAUAGAAACGGCAAGAAAAUCGAAGCAGGCUGUGUGAUCUAGCAGUCCUAGAAUACGAGUGAUGAAGUGAUUGAUAAAGUUCGAGUUGUGUACGUCACAGAGUGACAAAGAGAGAAAGAGAGAGCGAGUGUGCCCUGUGCUUGUUGCCCAAUCAAAGCAAUCGUCCUGGAGCCGCACGUGAGCAAGCUUGGAGCCGCCAAAGUUGGACCCCAAAAUGCCCACACUGUCCCACCGGAGGACGGGCAGAUAGAGUGGGCUUCUAUGCGGUGCUUUCGGAAGAAAAUGAGCCUCGUCUACACGGCCACGUACCGGUACAAGCGCGCACUGCAAACGAUGGCCGCGGGACUUUUCCUCAUCUACAUGACGCUGGUCCUGUACCAGAACGUCUACGGCUACGGCGGCCAGGACCAACCGGACCCGGAGCUCGCCGAAAGCGCCGGCAAUCUGCAGGAUAUUCAGUCAUUCGGUGCCCUAAUCCUCGGCGGAGCCGGUAGUGCCCUGCGGCCUGCGGCCGACGCCAGUGUUGUGAUAAGCAAGCGUGAUAACUCCGUACUGCUGCCCGCGGGUGAUGAUAGUAGCGGGAAGGUGCUCGAUAGUAAUAGUGUAGGGGCCGAAGCGGUGAAAAGUGCGAAGUGGGUGAAGCAAGCGGCACACAGGUUUGUGGUUCCGGCAAGUGGUUCCGGGCCACGGCCAGGUGGGGCGACUCCGUCCGACGCGCGGUACCUUGCGCCCGACGAUCAACGGACCCUGUACGAUGUGCACCGGGUGCCGGCCGUCACCGGCACCCCGAAACCGCCGACGACCGAGCUGGACGAUCUGCUGAUCAGCGUCAAAACGACCAAAGGCUAUCACGACACGCGGCUCGAGAUGAUCAUCAAGACCUGGUACCAGCUGGCGAAGGAACAGACGUGGUUCUUUACCGACACCGACGAUGCGCACUACCAGAAGUUGACAAAUAACCAUAUGGUCAACACCAACUGCUCGCAGGGUCACUUUCGGAAGGCGCUCUGCUGCAAGAUGGGCAAGGAGUUUGAGUUUUUUCUGGACAGCGCCAAAAAAUGGUGGUGCCACUUUGACGACGACAACUACGUGAACGUUCCGCGACUGGUGCGGUUAUUGGAUGACUACAGCCCAACGCAAGACUGGUACCUAGGGAAGCCGAGCAUAUCCUCACCGCUGGAGAUAUUCCUAGAUAGUACCAAAUCGUCGACGGAAGUGAACAAAAAGGUGACGUUCUGGUUCGCGACCGGCGGAGCAGGGUUCUGCAUCAGCCGGGCGCUCGCCCUCAAGAUGAUGCCGAUCGCCGCGAGUGGCAAGUUUGUAGCGAUCGGCGACAAGAUACGGUUCCCGGAUGACGUCACGAUGGGCUUUCUGAUAGAGCACAUACUGAAGGUUCCUCUCACCAUGAUCGAUGCGUUCCACUCGCACCUGGAACCGAUGGAGUUUAUCCGGCCCGAAACGUUCCACGAUCAGGUAUCGUUCAGCUACGCCCGGAUGCGCAACGAAUGGAACGUCGUCAAGGUGGACGGAUUCGAUCUGAAGACGGACCCGAAGCGGAUCUACUCGCUCCACUGCCAUCUCUACCCAUUCUUCAGCAUCUGUCCGAAGUCGAUAAAGCGACGAUGAUGACCCACGAGCGGGCGCAAGCAGUUAGAGCAAUAUCAAAGGAACUACUAAGAGUUACAACACGAAGAGGAGAGCACUACUCUAAAAACUGUGAUCGUUCGGAAACGGCUCCGAACUCCGGCUCAGAACAAAAGUCGAUGGCAAUAACAGUAAAUGUAAGCAACGGUGUAAAAAUCAGGCGAGGGCACGACUGCUGUACGCAAAAAUGACCAUAAAAAGGGUAUACAAUUAGGUGGUAAGCAUCGAUCGCGAUCGAGAAGCACUGUCAUAAAAUGGGGUAACCGAUUGCCGAGGAUCGGUGUCAGCGGUCGGUUAUCAGUCUAGUCUUUGUGAGUAGGGAAGUAGGGAAUUCGAAUAAGAGGUUUCGCGACAACGAAUCAUAUAGAUCGGCAUCGAAAGCGAUAGGAUCCGAGCGCGUUCCGGCGCUCGGUUUAGUAGCUGUACAUAUUUCACCACUAACACAGUUAAGGAAUUGAGUAUUCAAGUUGUUAACGCGGCGCCGUUGAGCUCUGUUGUAAAUACUAGAAACUAUACUGCUAGGUAUUGAAAGCAUUUGAACCAUUCAGAACGCCUUUGUCUCUCGCGCUAGCACAUGUUGAAAAUAGUAGCUUCCAUUUCUUCCAGCAAUAACAUUAAGUCUAUUUGUUCUUUAAAUUGUUCU
Messenger RNA from Anopheles cruzii, 2473 nucleotides. Its product is annotated as fringe glycosyltransferase. NCBI's taxonomy places the organism in Eukaryota, Metazoa, Arthropoda, Insecta, Diptera, Culicidae. Gene Ontology annotation, cellular component: membrane. The coding region runs from base 448 to 1812 and encodes 454 amino acids. The transcript has 8 exons. Gene Ontology annotation, biological process: regulation of Notch signaling pathway. The record is from RefSeq and is a predicted model, not a curated record. Gene Ontology annotation, molecular function: O-fucosylpeptide 3-beta-N-acetylglucosaminyltransferase activity.